GCCACACGUGAGCCGCCCUGCUGUUCUCUUUAUCUAGAACGAUCGAUUCCAGUCACCUUAAAUCACAAUCAUCGCAGGAAAAGCUCGGCCGUGCUGUGCUCGAGAUGUGCUGGCUGUGGUCUGUGACGCUGACUUUGUUGCUGAUGAACCAAAUUCAGCGUUUUCGCUCCCAGAGCGAAGCCCCCAGAGAGACGGUGACCUGCAGGAGCGACGACAUGUUCCUCAUUAUUCACAAACGCGGCCUUCAGUCGUCGCCCCGUCUUUAUGUUCAAGACCGACACGGCAACUACCUCAGCAUGAGGGACCACGCCAGACAGUGUCUUUAUGACCUGUUAGAGACUCCAGGCUUCCUCAUCUUGCGGGUUUCACACAGCAGCUGUCAUGUUCACAGAAGGGUUCGUGGUGGGAGCAUCACAUUUUGGGUGAAUAUCGUGGUAGAAAAGGCUUCUCGUUCCAAACAGGCAUCAGUAUUCAGAGAAGCACCUUUCAGAGUGACUGUCUCUUGUACCUAUGCACUGAUCAAUACAAGCAGUAGCACAAGCUUGACUAUUAGGGAUCCGAAAUCAACAACAGUGCCUGCCCUGAAAAAGGAGGGAGUGCUGCGUGCUCAGAUGAGGUUUGCCACAGAUUCUUCUUUCAGGAACUUUUAUGAAGACCAGCUGCAUCCAACGAUGCACACACUGGGGGAGCCAGUUUUUGUGGAGAUUUUUGUCCUGAAGCGUGAGGACAAAGAUCUUGUGCUUCUGCUUCAUGACUGUUGGGCCACUCCUAGUGCUGACCCCCAGGACGAGCGCCGAUGGGAUCUGCUGCGGGAAGGCUGUCCCCAGCGGAGAGCAGACUACAGUGUUGAAGUCCUAGAAGUUCAGCCUGGCGAUGGAGUAAAAUUCCCAGAUCUUCACAAGUGGCUGAAGAUCAAGAUGUUCUCUUUUGUGGAAAGAGAAGACGCGUUUGAAUCUGUUUACUUGCAUUGUGAUAUCGAAGUUUGCAAAGGAGCUCCGUGUCGGAGGACGUGCAACAGAAAGAAAAGGCAGUCUACUGUCCAAUGGGAUCUAAAGGAGAGACUAGUCCUUCAGCGUGAUGCUGUCUGUGGGGGGCCUCUGCUAUUGACCAGAUGACCAUCGGUCUGGAGUCAAUUUCAUGAUGGAUGGUUGUAAAACAGCCAGUGUAAAUAGAUAAAUGGGUGUUCAACAGUAAAAUAUGUGUAAUCUGCUGA
This is a messenger RNA of Pygocentrus nattereri (red-bellied piranha), 1213 nucleotides long. RefSeq names its product zona pellucida sperm-binding protein 4-like. The transcript is spliced from 8 exons. Gene Ontology annotation, cellular component: egg coat. Gene Ontology annotation, biological process: prevention of polyspermy; binding of sperm to zona pellucida. Bases 105 to 1115 code for a protein of 336 amino acids. Gene Ontology annotation, molecular function: structural constituent of egg coat; acrosin binding. NCBI's taxonomy places the organism in Eukaryota, Metazoa, Chordata, Actinopteri, Characiformes, Serrasalmidae. The record is from RefSeq and is a predicted model, not a curated record.